Molecule: messenger RNA, 2454 nt
Organism: Mus pahari (shrew mouse)
Lineage: Eukaryota; Metazoa; Chordata; Mammalia; Rodentia; Muridae
Gene: Gabra6
Product: gamma-aminobutyric acid type A receptor alpha6 subunit
Exons: 9
Coding region: 307-1668 (453 amino acids)
Biological process (GO): signal transduction; monoatomic ion transmembrane transport; nervous system process
Cellular component (GO): postsynapse; GABA-A receptor complex; neuron projection
Molecular function (GO): GABA-A receptor activity; inhibitory extracellular ligand-gated monoatomic ion channel activity; GABA-gated chloride ion channel activity
Source: RefSeq, a predicted model, not a curated record
UUGUCAUUGCUCUGACUCUCCACUUUCCAACUGAACCAGUCAGAGGAGGCUGGGUAUCUGCAGGACUUAGUCUAAGACCACAGACAACCCCAAUCCAUGAGAAAAGACAGAAAUAAAACAAAAAAAGAAGGGAAAACCCUAACGUUUUCCUGGCAAAGCAUUCAUCCUUUGGAUUGCUGACUGGUCACAGAGUGGGAUGAGGAAUAUGAAGGGUUUGGAAGAUUUCUCCAGUUGAUUGUCAAAGGAGAUCUGUCUGAGGGGAGGAAGAAAGCAGGAGGGUGACCGGGCAUCUCAGUGAACCAUAGGAUGAGGUUGCUUCUCCCCUGGCUCUUCAUUAUUCUAUGGCUAGAAAACUCCCAAGCUCAACUUGAAGAUGAAGGAAACUUCUACUCUGAAAAUGUCAGUCGGAUUCUUGACAACUUACUGGAAGGCUAUGACAACCGUCUACGGCCGGGAUUUGGAGGUGCUGUAACAGAAGUCAAAACAGACAUCUAUGUAACCAGCUUUGGACCUGUGUCAGAUGUGGAGAUGGAGUAUACAAUGGAUGUUUUCUUCCGCCAGACUUGGACUGACGAGAGGCUGAAGUUUAAAGGCCCUGCUGAGAUUCUGAGCUUAAAUAACUUGAUGGUCAGUAAGAUCUGGACUCCUGACACUUUUUUCCGGAAUGGGAAAAAGUCAAUUGCUCACAACAUGACCACCCCCAACAAGCUCUUCCGAUUAAUGCAGAAUGGAACAAUCCUCUAUACCAUGAGGCUCACCAUCAACGCCGAUUGCCCCAUGAGAUUGGUUAACUUCCCUAUGGAUGGACAUGCUUGUCCACUCAAGUUUGGGAGCUAUGCUUAUCCUAAAAGUGAAAUCAUAUAUACAUGGAAAAAAGGACCACUUUACUCAGUAGAAGUCCCAGAAGAAUCUUCUAGCCUCCUCCAGUAUGAUUUGAUUGGGCAAACAGUCUCUAGUGAGACAAUUAAAUCUAACACUGGUGAAUAUGUAAUAAUGACAGUCUAUUUCCACUUACAAAGGAAGAUGGGCUAUUUCAUGAUCCAGAUCUACACUCCAUGCAUCAUGACAGUCAUUCUUUCUCAAGUGUCUUUUUGGAUUAAUAAGGAGUCUGUCCCAGCAAGAACCGUCUUCGGAAUCACCACUGUUUUAACCAUGACCACCUUAAGUAUCAGUGCCCGCCACUCUCUACCCAAAGUGUCCUAUGCAACCGCCAUGGAUUGGUUCAUAGCUGUAUGCUUUGCUUUUGUCUUUUCUGCCCUCAUUGAAUUCGCAGCUGUCAACUACUUCACCAAUCUCCAGUCACAGAAGGCUGAAAGGCAGACAAAGACUGCAGCCACGCCCCCUGUGGCAAAGUCAAAAGCCACUGAAUCACCAGAAGCAGAGAUUGUUGUGCAUUCUGACUCCAAGUACCAUCUGAAGAAGAGAAUCAGCUCUCUGACUUUGCCCAUCGUUCCAUCUUCUGAGGCCAACAAAGUCCUCAGUAGAACGCCCAUCUUGCAAUCAACGCCUGUCUCUCCCCCAUUGCUCUUAACAGCCAUUGGGGGCACCAGCAAAAUAGAUCAGUAUUCUCGAAUUCUCUUCCCAGUAGCAUUUGCAGGAUUCAACCUUGUGUACUGGGUGGUUUACCUUUCCAAAGAUACAAUGGAAGUGAGCAGUACUGUCGAGUAGUUUGCAACCAGAAAAAUCUGUAGUUUGUCAUUUUCCAUUUUCCUCGCUGACAGAACACAAAUUAUUGAGGUUAGUAGACAUAAUCUCAUUUCAGAUAUGACUUGAAAAUUGAAUGUCUGUAUUUCUUAAAAUGGAAUGGGUAUGUAUGGGCUAAAAACAAUAAUGUUACUCUUCAAAAUUAAAUUUAGAAAGCUACUGAAAAUACAAAUUUUCUGUAAAUAAUAAUAAUAAUAAUAUGAAUAAGGUAGAUUCAAAAUGAGUUUGACAACCUUUGUCUUCAUAUUUAAUAUUUUUAAUUGUCACUGUGAAUAACAUUUUUCACAUAGCAGAUAAACUCAGACAUAUUGACCCUUCUAAAGCUUGCCUUAAAUUUAUUUAUUUUUGUCUUAGUUUCUACUCUAAAUAUUUAUUGGUAUGUUUAUACAGCAUGCUGGUGGCCUUUAUGAUUUUACAAGAACUUUCAGUGGCAUUGGACUGCUUAUAUUGAGUUUAGACAUUUCUUUUUAACCUUGCUAUGUUCUUUUACCUCAAUAAAAUGUGGUAUUAUAUAAACAUAAAUAAUACAUAGUUUAUAAAUUAUGUAUGCAUAUGUACAUAGCUUUAGUUAUGCUGCAAUACUGUUGCUAUUUCCCACUAAAUUCACAUUUAAAAAGAAGAUGCUUGCUAACACCAGGAGGUUCUAGGAAGGUCACUCAGUAUACUAUGACCGUAUAUUCUGGUUAUGGCUACUAUCAUAUGUUACACUUUCCUAAAUAUAAUUCUAAAUAAAACCACAACAGGCUUGCA